AUGAAGUCGAACAGCCAAUACCCACCCAAGAAUAGCGGCAGCUACCGAAACAACACACCAGAUAAUGACAAAGGUGUAAGUAAUGAAAAUGCCCCCAGCUACCCGCUAAGCAGCAACAGUGGGAACAUGUUCUCCAGGGGCAUGCAGGACAGGAGUUACAGCCCAUCGAAUGGAGCACCGAUGAGUCAAAGCAACAGAGGGGGAACUACCAACAAUGUUAUGAAAAAUAUGUCUAAAUCUUCCCCCAUUAAUUAUCCUUUAAAUAACCACAUGUUAUACAACCAACAUGGUAUGCUCUAUGGUAACAACGGCUUGAGCAAAAAUGGGUAUGGAAGUGCGAACGGCCAGCCAGCGAUGCAUAAUGUCAAGAUGGCAACAGCUAUGCGGAAGGCAGGUGAUAAUUUAGCCUACGAUGUAAAUGACCCCCAGAACAAACCCUUUCAUGCCAUGAAUUAUGGCAAUUAUCCCGGUAACGUCAAAGGACGGGUUGAUGAAAACGUGGGGAACUUUCCCCCAAUCCCUUAUCGAAAUGUUAUACAAAAUAAUAAUGAGGCGGUUUUAAAAAAUGGACUCAUGGCACCCGACUUGAGCAGUAAUGCUAAUGGGGGCACCACCCACAGCAUUAGCAAUGUGAAUAACAUAAAUAGAAUCAACACGGCGGAUUUUAUUUCUCGAGUGAAUGCGCCUGGCCAGUUGAAUAGCGUAAUGGGGAGGAACAUUGGCGGGAUAAGCGCUACUCCUUCUAGCAACGGUAAGGCGUUUCCAAAUAUGAACUCCAUGCAUGGCAGUAUGAACAUGUACCAUGUGAAGAAUGUUGUAGCUGGUGAGAUGGGCAGCGGGGUGCCCGAUGUAAUGAUGAUGAGCGGGAAUAAACUAAACGAAGGCACCCAUGGAAAUGUAAAUAAAGGCGUACGCCAUGUGAGCAGUAAUUUGAAUAUGAACCUGGCCCCGUUCGGAGGCGCCCACGGUUAUCCUGCGAUGGGCGGUAGCAACGGUGGUAGGAACAAUAUGCAUUUUGUGAGCGGCAUGGCCCCCAUGGGCCAUCUGAACGGCGCCAAUUACAACGUGAGCAAUUUAAAAAGUUCCAUGGGGAAUCUCAACCGAGUUAGCGCAAGUGGCAGCAAAAAUGUGAGCGGCUACCCGGGGGUGUUGAGCAACGGCCACAAGACGGAUGACGUGGAAAUUAUGCAAGCCAGUGGGAACAGCCCCAGCAGCGCAAUAACCAUUGAUUCCUCCAAAACGAAGAGCUACAGAAAGAGCAAUGGCAAAGUUAACCCAAACGAGCUAAAUGAAGCAAAGGGUAAAGGCAGCAGCAGUGUUGUUAGUAACACAGCGGCCAUGAGUAACCACCAUAGAAGUGACGUGCUGGCCACUCCAUCCCAGAUGGACCAGCAGGGGUUCCUCGUAGAAAAUGGGAAAAGCAAUCCCAACCAGGACCCGUACAGUGUACACGGCUCGGAUAACAAUUUUGACGGCAACGCAAAUGCAGGGGGAGCGGCUCAGGGCACACACAAUGUGGGUGUGAGCGUGAGCAUGAGCGUGAGCGGCGGCAUGAGCGGUGGUAUGAAUGGCGGCGCCAAUGAGCAGAAUGUGAACCUCCUAAACGGUAGGAGCUUCUUGCAAAGCGCAGGAAACAUCCCAGGAGUGCAAGACAAGAAUGGUUCUUCCCCCCAGUAUGACGCCAACAACGUCCAGGGAGAUAAAGCAGAAAGUGGGAAAACUAACAACGUCGUAGGUGACCCAAAAGAGGAGGCGAAUUCCCUGAUGAAUAACAACUGUGUUUCAUCGGAGAAAACGAAAAAGAGAAAGAGAAAGGAGAAAGGCAAGGAGCAGGGGAUGGAACAGGACACCCCCCCCAAGGGCACCAAAAGGAAGAGCAAAAGUGCGCAAAAUGGGCAGACCACGCAGAAUAGCUCUGAACAGACGAUGAUAACGAACAGUGAUGGGAAUUCCUUGCAGGACCCGGCGAGUAGCCACCUAGAUAACCCCGUAGCCAAUUUGGGGAACGGCGCAGAAACGAUUAACGACCCGUUGAAUAACAAAGUGUCGAAGAGAAAGCUAAAAGUGAAUAGUGCGGAGAAGGCAAAAGGUGACGAAAAAAAAAAAAAAAAAAAAAUGAUGGAAUUGGCAAAUGUAGGAAGUAGUUACCCAUCGGGGCAACCAAACAGCGAGGUGGGCCAAACGAGUGAAUAUCUUACGCAGGAUCGAAACGGGUUCUACAUCAGUUCGAGUGGGGCCCAUGGAAAUAUGAACAAUGGUGUGAUGGGCACACAUGGAAGUGCUAACUAUUUGAAUAACCCCGUUAGCAGGUCCCCUCGGAGUGACUACUACAGCAGUUUUAAUCAAGACAGAUUGGCGGAAGCUCCUAACGGAAGUGGCAAUUGGGGUGAAAGGGAAAAUAUAAAAACGAUGAACGGUAGCCACGUGAACGGUAGCCAUGUAAACGGUAGCCACGUAGACGGUGCAGUUAACCCUAACAUUGUGAAAGGGGGUAGGUACAACCCCAACGUGUCAACUGGGAACACCAGAAUGAACGAUUUUGUGAAUGAGCAGUUAAGAGAAAAUAACAAUGCGCAGAUGCUACGUGAUGCGCACUUGAGUAAUGGUGGCCAGGGAAUUGCACACAGUUACGUGGGGGUCGGAGCGAACAAACAGAUGGGUGAAAAUUUAACCCACAUGGAGGUGCAAAGGGGGAACAACGAAAUGUAUAAGAAGGAGCAGCUUCCACAGACGGGGCAGCUUCCUCAGGACCAAAUGAAAGUGGAACCCAAAUUUGUCUGGCUAUUUUUAAACAAAGAAUUUAGCGAAAAUAAAAAUAAAUAUGCUGCCUUCUUGCCCCUCUUUAAUAGUUACUACCCCAGCAAGCUGAACGAGUUGGUUUGCAAGUUAGAGGAGUACUCGCUGCUGAGCUAUGCGCACGUCAUGAGUGGCGCGCACGCGCUGCAGAGGAAGUACCUGGGCGGCUUAAGCCUCACCGGGGUGCCAACUGGGGAAUAUGCCACGAAUGCACCAAACGCGGCGAAUACCGCAAAUACCGCUAACGCGGCAGCUUGCGCGAGCAGUGGGUACAGAGACGGCAACAGGGACGGUCACAUCGAUAAUAAGCUGCUCAACAACAUAAAUAGCAAUUUUAAUGAACUGAUCAAAAACUUCAGCAUUGAAAGUGGGCCCGCUCCGAAGGCCCCUCUUGGAGAGGCGGAGAACGCGGGGAAGGGGAGGAGGCGCAGGAAGAGUGGCAGCAGCGCUGGGAAGGCGAAGAAGGAGAGCGGCACCAAGGAGAAGCGCGCGAAGAAGGGGACGCCCACGGAGAAUGGCACAGGUGCGCAAAUUGACAGUAGUGUCAACGCGGAGAGCAGCGCCAACGUGGAGAGCAGCCUCAACGUGGAGAGCAGCGGCAGCAUAGAAAGCAGCGCCAACGCGGAGGACAGCAUCAACCUAGAAAGCAUUCCCCACGUGGGGAGCAGCGUAAACUGUGAAAGUAGUCUCAACCAGGAUGACAGCCUCAACUGCGAAAACGACAGCGGUAAGGUAGCCAAUAAUGCGCCGAUCGGAGGAACUACGAAGAAGCCGAGGAAGCCAAGAACAAGCAAAAAAAACGCCGCCGCCAAUGGUGGUACCACCCAACUGUUAAUAAACGAACAAGGACAAAUGGUACCUGCAGGGGGUGUGCAAGGGGGGAAAGCAGCGAACAGCUAUUUUUUCAACACAAAUGGGUCUCUCUUGAGUGAAAACGGAAGUGAUGCUGUGAACCUCAUUCUGAAGAGCAACAUAGGAAAUACAGGGACGAGCCGAAUAAGCAGCAAUAACGAAUGCGGCUUUGUUUAUAAAGAAAAGGAAAUUUCAAUUGGGAAAGGAAUGCCCAGCUUAUGUGACACCUUGAGUUACCAAGGGAACUCUCAAAAGGAUGAAAAUGAGCCGCACAAACUUGGUGGCACGUUAAACGAUAUGAACGGUUCAGGUAAAAAUGGCAAAGUGAAAAAGUAUAGGAAAAAAAAAGAUAAUAACAAUAUGGCGUUAGCGGAUAGAGGAGACAUACCAACAUCUGCAAUGGACGGCACCUACAUGGAAAAUGAGAAGAAAAGGAAAAAAAAGAAGAAUGAUCUGUUGAGCAUCAAUGAGGAUAGCAUAAGUGCCCCAAAUGGGCUUAGCACCUUUUCGCAGAACGGCCACAUGAGCAUGCUGAGCGACCUCUCCGUUGAGGUGAAAGGAAACGAAAACUCGACUGAACAGACGUAUCCAAAUGGUGUAGAAGCUUCGUGUGCAGGCGAUAAUGAGGACCUUUCGGCGACUUAUCUGCUAAAUUGCAUCGUCGAAGAUUACAAUAAGGAGAUGAGCAAGAGGAAGAAAAAGGGCAUCGGUAGGCAGCCCGGUGAGUCCAAGAAAAAGGCCACAACGAAGGAGGUGGUGAAGAGGGAGAAGGCGGAACGUAGGGGGAAAAACAGGACGAAGAAGAUGCACGAUGAGGGGGAAGAAAAAGAAAAAGAAGUUGAAGAUGAAGAUGAAGAGGAAAAAGAACAAGUGGAAGGGCAGAUGGAGAGGUACCAAAAUGGGGAAAUGUACCCCCUCGAACGUGCAGGUGGUGCCUAUGCGGACAACCCGUACGGCAUCGAGAAUUCCAGUCUUCCCACGAGGAGAAGCAAACAGUUGAAGAAGCUUUUCCUUCAGCAAGGCAAUCUGCUCUACCCGCUUAUGAAGGGCUCCCCCGUUGCCAACCAUAGCUUCAGUAAAAAUAGGGGACUAAAUGUGGGCAGUGCGAUCAGUGCGACCAACGCGAUCAGUGCCAUUAAAAAGAAGUACAAACGGUUCAGCUUCUGCGUGAAUAAGGUCUUCAGAAAAAAUAACAUGAACGACGUAAUCGCCCUGAACGAAAAUUUAAAUAACAACAGAGAGCUUCUGCUCCUUUUCAAAAAGAGAGAUGUACGUAACCUAAAAAGGCUAAAUUUCUCCUUCUUUAUGACCAAACUGGAGCUACAAAAAAUAGACCUCAUUAUUAUGAAGAGGAUAUACAUCUGCGCACAGAAUAUGAAGAACCGUUUGGGAUUUACCUGCGUUAUAAAUAACGUGGAAAAAAUUGUAGACCUGUUGAAGAAAGCCUUUAGAGAUCGCCUGCAGCUGAUGUGGCCCCUGAUCGAAUUUUCCAGCAAGUAUAGGCUGGACCAGUACUUCCAUCUGUUGACAAAGAACAGGAACAGCUCGCAGUCCAGGUUUAAGGACACCCGGUUGUUCGUGCACCAGAACAUAGCCCCCUUGAUCGCCUACUUCAACCAGAGGACCAUUGACGAUAAAAUUGUGGAACACCUGAAGAGCCAAAUGAAGCCGAAGAAGAGGAGGAGGAAGAACAAGAACAAGGACCCCUUCUCGGAGGACAAAUCUUUAGACUUCCUCAAAACGAUGAACACCGUCACGUCCAACAAUUUCACGACGGAGAAUCUGCUCGACUUUGAGACGGCGCGCACCAAGGCCAGCGAGUUUGCCUUCGUCGGCUAUAACCAGAAGAGGCUCCUCACGCAGAUCACCCCCUACGACUACAAGAACAUUCUCAAUUCUGAGUUCUGCAACAAGCUGUUCACCAUAAAAUGGAGGGAACAACAAGCACUGUUUAUCAACCACCUGCAUUUCGACAUGGUCCCCGAUAAUGAAGAGACGAGGAGGCACUUCGAAAAGGUGUACAUGAGGUACAUGGGCUACAGUGAAGAGAAGUUAGCCGUCAAGAUGGAAAAUAAAGAAACGGAAGGAAAACCCAAGUCUAAGAAUGACCCUGUGGAGGGGGCUAAGAGUGAGGGCAAGCCGAAGGUCUCAAGGAAAAGAAAGACGAACAAAAGUAAUGAGGCUGCUGAGAAGGAACCCAAAGUUGCUAAACCGAGGAGGAAAUAUGAACGGGUGAAACCUAGGAAGAGUAAAAACCAGAGUGGGAAUGCAGAGGCCGACCAGGGGGUGCAGGGUGGGGAAGCGGCGCAGAAUGGGGGAGCAGCUCAUAACGUGGAAGGCGCGAUUGACGCCAGUGCCCCCAGUGACCCCGCGGCCAAGGAAAGCGCACCCAAGAGAAAGGCACGAAAACCGAGAGAACAAAAAACGAAAAGUAAAAGCAAAAAUGCUCAAAAUAAUGACCUGACCGUUUUUAAGGGAAACCCCAAUGCGGUCAUUCAGGCAUCUCUAGACUUCAUGAAUCCCAACAUGUUUACCUAA
Molecule: messenger RNA, 6186 nt
Organism: Plasmodium vivax (malaria parasite P. vivax)
Lineage: Eukaryota; Apicomplexa; Aconoidasida; Haemosporida; Plasmodiidae
Exons: 6
Coding region: 1-6186 (2061 amino acids)
Source: RefSeq, a predicted model, not a curated record